Messenger RNA from Hordeum vulgare subsp. vulgare (domesticated barley), 363 nucleotides. Its product is annotated as cysteine proteinase inhibitor 8-like. Gene Ontology annotation, molecular function: cysteine-type endopeptidase inhibitor activity. The record is from RefSeq and is a predicted model, not a curated record. The transcript has a single exon. NCBI's taxonomy places the organism in Eukaryota, Viridiplantae, Streptophyta, Magnoliopsida, Poales, Poaceae. The coding region runs from base 1 to 363 and encodes 120 amino acids.
AUGAGAACUACUAGCUUCCUCCUCCUCCUCCUCCUCGCCGGUGCUGCUAUUCUAUACCUCGCUGUCUCACCAUCUGCAGCGCUUGGUGGGGAAUGGCAACCGAUCCCCAAUGUCGUCGACGCUCAUGUCCAAGGGAUCGGCAAGUGCGCGGUGGACGAGCAAAACAAGGUGACAAACUGCGGGCUCAGGUUCGCCAAGGUUGUGAGCGGCAAGGUUCAAAACACAGGCAGCACUACAUACCUGCUUGACGUCGACGCACUGCGGCUCGACGGCUCGGACAAAAUAUAUCAGGUGGAGGUGGUCGAGCAGAACUCUUCGGGCAGUUCCACAUGCAAGCUAGUCUCCUUUGGCCCAAACUGUUGA